Molecule: messenger RNA, 1534 nt
Organism: Talaromyces proteolyticus
Lineage: Eukaryota; Fungi; Ascomycota; Eurotiomycetes; Eurotiales; Trichocomaceae
Exons: 2
Coding region: 124-1458 (444 amino acids)
Biological process (GO): regulation of transcription by RNA polymerase II
Molecular function (GO): zinc ion binding; DNA-binding transcription activator activity, RNA polymerase II-specific
Source: RefSeq, a predicted model, not a curated record
CACAUUCAGAGCUGAUCUUCCUUUUAUGGCAGUGACAAGUAAUCAAAUCAGCCUCAUCACAUGACGACUCAGUGUUCAGUGUUGUCUAUCUUCUAAAUAUUCUGGCCUUAUUCUCUACUUGUGAUGAAAUCGACUGUGGCGAUCCCACCCGAGAUGAAGACAGGAUUACGGCGAAGUCAUGUUAAGUCACGACAUGGAUGUGGGCAAUGUAAGAGUAGAAGGAAAAAGUGCGAUGAAAGGCCUCCGGUUUGUAGCAACUGUAAGCGAAGGAAGCUAAAAUGCGACUACGAGGAUCUCUUCAACACAGAAUCAUCGGCUUCGGCCUCAUCUUCGUUGGAAACCGCCGAAGGGAAUGCGGAAGAAUUGAAUAUAGUAUUCGAAUUCAGCCAAAUUGUAAGCCAUUCUGCGAUUUCUGAGAAUCCUCCAAAGCCUACUAGAGCCACUGAAGGACAAGGGAAUGCGCACGAGGAGAGUUCCGAUGAUCCCAAUGCUGGGCAUUCUCCGGCCGACGCUUUUCCGCUAAUGAUCCAAUAUCCGAGCAAUCUCGCCUACUCUGACCAACCCGGUCAAGCCAAUGAGCUUAUUUUUCAUUUCUUGACAAUUGCAGGGCACACACUUGCUCAUGACAAUAUUGCAUUCCAAUAUUGGCAGCAGAUUGCAUAUUCAAUUCCGCAGACGCAUGACUUUGUGAGGCAUACUCUACUCGCAUUUUCCUCGCUUCAUAUUGCGCAUCUGCAACCGCAGAAUUCUCAGAAAUAUUUGAUGCUCACUAGCCAUCACCAUGGGAUAGCGAUCACCCGAUUCAAAGAGCAAGUACAAGUUGUUGAUGGUAGUAACUGCGAUGCAGUAUUUAUUUUUUCAGCCCUUCUAAUUCUCACCGAGCUGGGCUUGAUGCAUCCUGUCUGGAAUGGAGAUAAUGUCGACACUGAUCCAGUUGAUAAGCUAAUGCAGCAACUCACGGUCACUCGGAAUGUCUUAGUCUUGUGGCGCGAUGCCCCAUUAUUCCGCACCGAGUCCAUGAUCAGAGAGCUCGUCGGCCAUGGAAGACACCCACAUACGAACGCUAUCGUCUCGGAAGUAAACGCAAUCUUGUCGUAUCUUGAAGUUCUCAACCAGAAGAUGGUGACAGAUCUUGAUGAACGGACGACGUAUUCAGAGUCUAUCCGGGAACUGGGCGCCAGCUACUACUUUACGAUCCUGAGGCCGAAGAGUUGGUUUUCGGCAUUGCGAUGGGCUAAAGGCAUUUCCCCGGCUUUUCUUAUGCGUUUAAAGGCAAGACGCCCCCUAGCGCUGCUUAUACUGGCUCAAUACUGUGUGUUGGUUCGCAGAACCAGUCGUAAUCACUGGUGGAUGAGAGGAUGGAGUGAACAGAUUUUUAAUCAUGUGGUUUCUCUCCUCGACAGCCAAUGGAUGCCAUACUUGAGAUCGGCUACCAUUGCAAUGAAUGAGGAUCAAUGACCUUGUUACAAUUGUUUGUUCUGUCACGUUUUAAUCUUCGGGUAGUCGAAUAGAAAUUUCUUUUUAUUUUUUUUUA